This is a messenger RNA of Lactuca saligna, 1362 nucleotides long. Lineage: Eukaryota; Viridiplantae; Streptophyta; Magnoliopsida; Asterales; Asteraceae. The record is from the annotation of a GenBank genome assembly.
UUUUGAUACAAUCUUAUAUUCAAAUUGAUGUCGUUACAUAUAUCUAUAUUUUUCAAAUUAAAAAAAAAAAUCUCUAUUUGAAAUUGAAAUUGAUUUAAAAAACAUGAUUUACAAUUAACCUAGUUGCAAAUCGAAAUUGAAUCGAUAACUUACCAACGAACCAACGUAUUACCGGUUUUCAGUUUCACUCGUCGUAUUUUUCCAAAAUUUGGUUUUCACCGACGAACUUUUAAGGUUUUGACGGUGAUUUAUAAUUCUUUUUAGUUUUUAUAGAAAAUAGUCCUGUGGAUUUUGAGUUCCUGUUUCUUAUGUCUGUCUAACUCCGUCGUUCUCCGUCAAUGGCAAAAACCCGCACCACCAGAAAAACCCUAGAUUCUUACACCAUCAAAGGCUCCAAUAAAUCCAUCAAACCCGGCGAUUGUGUGUUGAUGCGCCCUUCUGAUUCAUCGAAGCUGUCGUAUGUAGCAAAAGUGGAGAAGCUCGAAUCGGACGCCAAAGGAAGCAACGUGAGAGUUCACAUACAGUGGUAUUACCGACCGGAGGAAUCGAUCGGUGGCCGGAGACAGUUUCACGGCACUAAAGAGGUUUUCCUCUCCGAUCACCAUGAUGUUCAGAGCGCCGAUACAAUCGAAGGCAAGUGUACUGUUCACACUUUCAAGAGCUAUACAAAGCUUGACUCAGUUGGUAACGACGAUUACUUCUGUCGUUUCGAGUAUAAUUCUUCCACUGGAGCCUUCAAUCCUGAUAGAGUCGCUGUAUACUGUAAGUGUGAGAUGCCUUACAAUCCCGAUGACUUGAUGGUUCAGUGCGAUGGCUGCACAGAUUGGUUUCAUCCUGCUUGUAUAGACAUGACGCCAGAGGAUGCUAAACAGAUCGAGCAUUUCUUCUGUCAGAAUUGUUCAUCUGAAGAACAAAAGCUCCUCCAAAAUUCCCAUGCUACCUCCAGACAUACUGAUGUGAAGGUGGGAACAAAGCGCAGAAGGAGGUGAUUGAAUAUAUAUGGGUUGAUACGAGAUGGUAAAUGUGGUGUGAUACAAUAAUCUGUAUGUAUAUGUUUCUGGAGAAGAGUUUAUGUAAUUUAGGGUUUUCCCACUUAUUUUUAUGUGGUAUACGUUUCAAAACCUGUGUUCUGAUGUAUCUAGUUUACCUCGUAAUAUAUAAAUCUAGACAUGUAUAAAUCUCUUAACUAUCUUUGAUGGAGAAUAAAGAAAAAGAGGUGAAGUUGUUUGCCUGCUUUUGAAUAACUGAAAAUGUGAUUAUCGGGAUUUGCUUAUGCUCUGCAUAUGGUAUUAUUAGGCCCCUACUUAGGAUGGAACAAAACAAAUUGUAAUGUGUUUGUGUUUGUGUUUGUUAUGUUAAUUG